Messenger RNA from Penaeus monodon (black tiger shrimp), 1434 nucleotides. RefSeq lists its product as uncharacterized. Gene Ontology annotation, molecular function: protein binding; extracellular ligand-gated monoatomic ion channel activity. Gene Ontology annotation, biological process: monoatomic ion transport. Gene Ontology annotation, cellular component: plasma membrane. The coding region runs from base 1 to 1278 and encodes 425 amino acids. The transcript is spliced from 10 exons. Lineage: Eukaryota; Metazoa; Arthropoda; Malacostraca; Decapoda; Penaeidae. The record is from RefSeq and is a predicted model, not a curated record.
AUGGCAAACAAUACAACUGACAACUCAUCGCUUUUGAAAUGGCAUAUCGAAUGUGUACCAGACUCCGCGGGUUAUUAUCGCGCACAGGCGACAGGUGGGCAGGCAUGGCUUCAGCAUCAGAGAAAGAUAAAAUCUGGAAGGCGCAUGCCAACACGCAAAAUACCCUGUGAUAAGCAGUACCUACUGCGGCUAGGCAGGCGCAUCCAAGGGAUGCAGAAGCAAUUGCCAUUUAUUGAUACUCUCAGAGAGAGAUACAACGAUAUUAACGGUAACAAAGCGACCACCAAAUACCCAACGAUAAUAAAGAGCCCAUUAACGCUAAAUCUUCAGGUCCCACGGGAUCGGGCGUUCGAGCUGCGUUCCGAGGGGGUUCUGAACAACGGAAAACAGUUCUACCUCUUGCCGGACGGGAUGAGGGCGAGAUUCGUGGCUCUCAACAGCGUCCAGAUUCAGGUCGACGCGAAUAAACUCGUCCUCUUGACUGCAGACGGCUUGGAAACAGCAUCGGCCAUUUUACAGGGAUAUCUGCCGACGGGGAGACACAACUGGACGUAUACCGACGGAGAAUAUCGUGUUUCUACGUUCACUGUGUGUUCGAGGGGGGAAUUCACGUGUUCGGAUGGCCUCUGCGUACCCCUAAGCGUUCGCUGCGACGGAACCGAAGACUGUGCCGACGGGAGCGAUGAGACGUGCCUUCGCCUGCUGCCGCUAUCUCCUUUUUACAGGAAGAAAUACCCUCACUUGCCCCUCACGGCUGUCAAUGUCACGGUCUUGCUUCUGGAAGUGUUGGAAAUCAAUGUCCAUGAUCGCGCCUUCCUGCUGAAGAUGGUGUUUAACACAAAGUGGCACGACGAGCGAGUCAGUUUGUCUGACCUGAGUCAUCGCAAUUCGGACAACAUGCUUCCUGGCGACUCGUUGUGGUCUCCAGACAUCGACUUUCAAAUUAAAUUCCUAGCGGGAGAGCAGGCGAUGGAAAAGCCCAGAAUACAGGCGGAGAAGAACGGGCCGGGUAGGAUACACGUCCAUGGGAGUUUUGAAAGCUACGACUACAACGCUGGCGACGAAGCCACUUUGGUGAAGGUGGAGUCCUUCGUGCUAUCCUUCAGAUGCCGCUUCGACCUCAGGCUCUACCCCUUCGACGUCCACGUGUGUCACAUCGACUUCAUGAUGCAAGGACAUCUGCAGUCCUUCAAACCCUACUUCAGCCACGUUAACCUCGCUGGCGCACGCACCCAAAUGGACGCCUCCACUUUUCGCAGUGUCCGACAUGUGUUAUAGUCUGCUAUCGAAUGGGAACGACAUUGCCCAUGUCAUCCGCUUUCAGUUCCUGUUCGAGCGUUACUACGGCACUCACAUCCUGACGACGAUCGGCCCUUGCUUUGUGCUGACUGUUAUCGGCUAUCUCACACAGCUGUUUGGGACCGACAAUUUUAG